Molecule: messenger RNA, 9077 nt
Organism: Dunckerocampus dactyliophorus (ringed pipefish)
Lineage: Eukaryota; Metazoa; Chordata; Actinopteri; Syngnathiformes; Syngnathidae
Gene: slitrk3a
Product: SLIT and NTRK-like family, member 3a
Exons: 3
Coding region: 932-3643 (903 amino acids)
Biological process (GO): axonogenesis; positive regulation of synapse assembly; regulation of presynapse assembly
Cellular component (GO): postsynaptic density membrane; GABA-ergic synapse
Molecular function (GO): protein binding
Source: RefSeq, a predicted model, not a curated record
GUCUCAAUGAUACCGAAGAAUGCAAAUAAAAUAGAAUGGAGUGAGAAUGAGAGUGAGAGUGAGAGAGUGAGUGCCAUCCACAGGUCUCACUCAUGCCUCACGACGCGCUCCCUAUUUUUUUUUCUUGGUGCACGAAAGCAAACGUGCUCCACUUCUCUCCUCCUCUUCAAAGCAUCCAAACGGUCUCAUCACUCUUUACCCCCUCAUCCUCCUCCUCUCUUUCUCUCUCUCCCGUGCCUCUCACAAUUUCCCUCCCUCCACCUCCACCUCACUGGCUGGCUCAGUCCCUCCUCAUCUCUCCUCUGACGCACGACAGCAAGCAUUUUUUGCAAUGAGUGGAAAAAGACAAGAGACAGCUUGAGAAAGAUAAAUAAAAGCAACAGAUCUGUUCUGUCUCCAUAUCUGCUUGCGUUUAACGAGGACGCGGUCCUGAGGAGAACAUCCUUACCCGGCUGCGCAGUCGUCGAGCGCACUCAGCCGGGAGGAGGCUGAGGAAGGAGGAAGAAGCAGCACGAGCUCUGGAGUCGAGGACUUGCAUUUUAAGCAAAACAGGAGAGUGGGAAGAAGAAGGGGGAGAGUGUCAGAGUCACCAGAGAGUGAAAACAGAUUGCACAUUCCUCUCACGUCUUCAUCUCUCCUCUUCCUCCUCUCACCACGGGGAGAGGAGAGGGUGAGGAGAGCAGGGGAUGGGGAACGAAGAGGAAUCUAACAGCAUCGAAACUAUUGCUCUUCUGUUUUCUUGCAUUCUUAUUUCUUUCAAUGCUUUCCAGCUGCGGCACAAACCUAAGCCCGGCAUCGGACAGUGAGCAGGACGUAGCGGGCCACAACAGAACACGCCGCAGGAUAUGUGAAGUUGGAAUCCCUCUAAACUAAUGCUGUGAAGUGGCUCUCUUCCUGGAGCCCAGACUUCACCUACUUGGUGUCAGUGAGGAUGUUGUGGGUUACCUUGCUGAGCACCAUAGCCUUAGGAUGGACCACCCCAAUCCCGCUACUAGAGGACUCGGAGGAGAUUGAUGAGCCGUGCUUCGAGCCCUGCUACUGUGAGGUCAAAGAGGGCAUCUUCCACGUGCACUGUGACAGUAAAGGAUUUACAAAUGUGAGCCAGAUUGCUCAAAUAUGGAGCCGGCCGUUCAAACUCAACCUUCAGCGAAACUCCAUGAGGAAGCUCUACUUUAACAGCUUCCUCCAUCUCAACAAUGCCAUAUCUAUUAAUCUAGGUAAUAAUGCCUUGCAAGAUAUCCAUGCUGGAGCAUUCAACGGUUUAGGAAUACUCAAACGGCUUUUCCUACAUGAGAACAAACUAGAGAUUUUCCGGAAUGACACGUUUCUCGGGCUGGAGAGUUUAGAGUAUCUCCAAGCAGACUACAAUGUCAUUAAAAGGAUUGAAAGUGGUGCAUUCAGGCACCUGCACAAAUUGAGAGUGCUUAUACUGAAUGACAAUCUGAUCCCUGUGCUCCCAAAUUAUCUCUUCCGGUCUGUUUCACUCACACAUUUGGACCUGCGGGGGAACAGACUAAAGACGUUGCCGUAUAAGGGGACGUUGGAGUAUGUUGGGCGGAGCUUGAUGGAAAUUCAGCUGGAGGAGAACCCUUGGAACUGUGUGUGUGAAAUUGUCCAGCUUAAGACAUGGCUGGAGAGGAUCCCCUACACCGCUCUGGUGGGCGAGAUCACAUGUGAGUACCCCUUCCAUUUACAUGGGAAAGACUUACGGGAAAUCAAGCGCAGCGAGCUUUGUCCGUUGCUCUCCGAUUCGGAGAUCGAGGCCAAGCUGGGAAUUCCUCGCAUCCCAUUCAGCAACGAGAACACGUGGCCAACCAAACCUUCCUCCAUGCUCUCUUCCUUUCACAACACAGCGUCUUCUGCCAUGAAGCCCACAAAACGACCUCGGCCCACAAGAAAUCCCCCCACCCCUCGUAGCAUUUACCCAGGCAUCAACCAGCCCCCCGUUGCAGGCUAUCAGACAAGACCUCCGAUACCGAUCAUUUGUCCUGUGGGAUGUCUUUGCAACCUUCACAUCAAUGACUUGGGCCUAACGGUCAACUGUAAGGAGAAAGGCUUUCACAACAUCUCAGACUUGUUGCCGCGGCCUCUCAAUGCUAAGAAAUUAUACCUCAGUGGGAACCUAAUACAGAAAAUCUACCGUUCUGAUUUCUGGAACUUCUCAAGUUUGGAUUUAUUGCAUUUAGGUAACAAUCGGAUAUCCUAUGUGCAGGAGGGUGCUUUUAUCAACCUGCCAAACUUAAAAAGCUUAUAUCUGAAUGGGAAUGACAUUGAGAGGCUCACCCCUGGGAUGUUUAGAGGACUUCAGAUGUUGAGUUAUCUCUACUUUGAGUAUAAUGUCAUACGUGAAAUACAGGCCAACUCCUUCUCCCUCAUGCCUAAUCUGCAGCUGGUUUUUCUCAAUGACAACCUGCUUCGCUCGCUCCCUGAUGACGUGUUUGCCGGCACCAACCUUGCGCGCCUCAACCUCCGCAACAAUUACUUCCUUUCUCUGCCCGUGCGUGGAGUCCUGGAGCAUCUGACUUCCAUUGUCCAGAUUGAUCUUCAUCAGAACCCCUGGGAGUGCUCCUGCGAUAUCAUCCCCCUCAAACAAUGGCUGGAAAAGCUCUCCUCUGUCAUUGUGGUUGGAGAUGUCAUCUGUAAGACGCCAGAGUUUGCUGUUGGGAAGGAUUUGCGUUCACUGGAAGUGGAAGUCCUCUGUCCUGAACUUAAGUAUUCCUCAGGCCCCUUGCCAGCUCAACCUGGAGGGCAUGACCUCACCACAGGGAGUGCCGGUAUGGGGAAGGCAGGUGGAAGAGAUGCAGUGCCGCUGUCUGUCCUCAUCCUCAGCCUGCUCAUACUCUUCAUCUCUGCCGUGUUUGUGGCAGCUGGGCUGUUCGCCUUUGUUCUUCGCCGGAGGAAGAAAAUGCCCUUCAGGAAGCGAUCAGAGGUGGAUCUGACAGGGAUCCAGAUGCAGUGCAGAAUUUUUGAGGAUGCACCAAGGCAGAGUAGCGUGGGCAACACUAGCACACUGGAGAAGCCAACUCCCAGCUUGCCUACACACACUCACCCCAGUCACACACAUUCCCAUGGCCACGUUUAUGAUUACAUCCCCCACCCUGUGACUCAAAUGUGUAACAACCCCAUCUAUAAGCCCCGAGAGGGGGAGAUAGCAGCGACAGCAGAAGACAGAAGUCAUUUUUCAGCCAAGAAAGACAAUGGCAGCAGCGGUAGCAGCAGCAGCAACAACUAUAGAACCUUGUUAGAGAAAGAGCGAGAGUGGAGCCUGGCUGUCUCCAACUCUCAGCUCAACACCAUCGUCGCAGUCAACCACACCACGGCCGACCUGGCAGGGCUUCAUGAGAACGGCGGGCUCUGCCCAACUGUCAUUGACAGUCAGAGACCCACACCAACGGUGGGUUUUGUUGACUGUCUGUAUGGGACGGCUCCCAAACUAAAGGACAUGCACGUGGCGCAUGCACACCCACCCGGCAUGCAGUACCCGGAUUUGCAACAGGAUGCUCGGCUGAAGGAAACAUUGCUUUUCACGGCAGGGAAAGGCUGCUAUCCUGACCCGUCCCAAAGCGAUUACCUGGAGUUAAGGGCCAAACUUCAAACCAAGCCUGAUUACCUCGAAGUGCUGGAAAAAUCGUAUCGGUUUUAACAUCUCUAGCCCAUGGAAAAGGAUGAACCACAAACAUGAUCACUUAAACACAUCCACCCAAAACCAAUAGUAGAAGAAAGCCUAUCUGGAAAAAGCAGCAUGAUAUGAAAUAAAAUCUACUACAGAUUUAACAGUGCCGCCCAAAUCAUUAUGGAGGAGAGGCUGUUCUCAGAUAUUUCAAUCAAGUGCCUUUUUUCAGAGUAGCCAGCAAUGUCAGCAGCCGUUAUUUUUGUAAUAUAAAUAUCUCUAUUUGCUGAGAUGAGCGCGUAAGAGGAGCGAGAGGUGCACCGGGAAAUAAAACAUACAACACAUCGUGAAACACAUCUGUCAGUGAAAACCUUUUGUUUGUGGAGUUACCAUGACACACGGGAGCUGGAUGUCUCCCUGACUUGGAGGGUUAUUCUCUGGCUCUUCUACCCCUCGCUAGGAUGUACAAAGACCCGGAGGCCGUGCACAUUAAGGCAAUGGGAAAUGAUUGAAAGAGAUAAAAAUGAAUAUUAAUAUGAACUGCAGUUUGCUGCAUGCACUUGUUUCAGUGCAGGAAGCUGGGGGGGGGGGGGGGGGGGGCGUGGCGUUGCAACUGUUCACUUCAUCAAAUUAUGAACAGUGAUCUAUUUAAGUUUUCUAUAUUAUGAAUAUGGUUGUUACUCUUAAUUAGGACUUCUGUCUAUAUCAGGGUGCUUCUUAUAAAGGAUGCGCCGACGACGCACGGAUGGUUAAACAUUUGUGAAUAUUAUCAGAGCUCAAGGUUUUUUGGAAAUUUCCAUGCACUUUGUUAAACACAACCCCACUUGCCUCUGGAUCUUGCCUCACCCUAUUGUCCUCCCCCCCGCCGCCCCCCAUCGUCACCCACUAACAGCUUUGUAGGAGGCACUUUUAAUGUUUUUCUCUCUCACAAAGAUUUGAAGAAAAAUGUGCAUAUAUUUAUUCUGUAAUUUCAGUGAAGACUUUAAUUGUAAAGGUAAUGUUAAAUCAAUGUAUAGUGAUUAUGCGUCUGGUAUAGCCUUCUUAAUAAAAAGAAACUCUUUAAUCAAAUGUCAGGAGGGUUGAUGCCACCUAAAGGUGUGUGAAACAAUAUUGACGUGUGUGUGUUUGAUUGUUGAAGCGGCUGUGACAACCGUACGGACCUUCAUUGUGGGCUCAGGAGAGUUUAGUAGAAAAUCAUUCAAAAAAGUAAGCAUCAGUUCACUUUUGAAUUGGAUUCACUCAUUUCGAACUUCCACUUGCACAAAUCGUUUGUCAUUCAAAAAUCCUUUUCUACCUAUAGCAGUACUUUUUGUAUGACAUGCUUUGAAAUUCUCUAAAGAAAAGGCUCCUCAACUAGAAAACAAUGAUAGUUUGCAUCACAGGUCAUAAAUGAACCUAAAUUAGCUUUUUAUUUCACCACUGGAUGUGAAUGCAUAAGCUGCACAUACAUAUAUACAAGGAAAAUGAUAUAUAAAAAUAUUUUCAAAACGAGUGUGACAAGCGGUCUUCAUUUUCCAAAGAGGUAUUCAUGUUGUAGGUUAUUAAAGAAUGAGUGACAGGAAGACUGAAACACAGAAGCUAUUCAGUCAAUUGCUCUGAUGCCCCAGAAAUAGCAGUGUGGUUUCAGGCCACUGGAGGGCAACACUAACAUGAUGAGCUCCAUUGAAUUCAGUGUUAGAAAAACGCACAAAAUCAUCCACCCCUGCUGUUAUUUUUUAUUUAUAAUAUACAAAGAGUUUGUGGCAUUUGUCAUACAUACAUUUUUGUUGUUUAUUCAGUAUGUUCAAGCAUCUUUUUCAAGUUGGAGCGGCAUCAGAAUGUGAGGUAACUGAAGGAGCUGCAUUGCAUAUUAUGACAGUUUUCUAUAUUGUUUACUUAAAAUUGUUUAAGUUUACUUAACACCGUUGUUGAUAAAUAUAUACAUAUAUAUAUAUGCAGUUCACGGUGAAAAAAUUUGAAGUGGGACAAACAGAUUAAAAAGCUUGAUGGGAUGUCAGUCCAAACUUCAUUGUUAUUAAUUUUAUUCAGUAUUUGUUACUUUAUACAAAAUAAAAUAUUAUGCAGUGAAAUUUUUCAAUAGGCUGGAAAACCCUGUGGUUGCCUAUUGCUCACAUUCUAUCCCAAUAUCAUCUUAUUUCAACCCGUUCCUAUCAAACAGCAAUCUGUUUGACGACGAUCUAUGCUAGACAUUUCUAUGAUCUGUUACAGAGACACACCCAAACACAUGCAGCCUCCCCUUUCCAUGACCAAGAGGCUUGGACUUUAUGGUCAGCAUUUUCACACUGCACUCACUUUGAUUAAAAGCAUCAUGCAUCAGUUAACCCCAACCUUCAGUCACCCUUUCAUAAAUGAAUAAAUAAGUACAGUUUGGGGAUCGCAGAGGAUAGUGAGGUCGAGCCGUCCUAUACAUCUCGGCCACCUUUAAUCCUUCACCCCAUGUUUCGGUCCCUGAAGUUUUGGCCCGCUGUGUCAUGCUGAGUGGUUUUAUUCCAAUAAAUCCUCUUGUUAUCCUGCACUAAUAUCUCCAAGGGAAGUCAUGCACUGCAGGAAUAUUAGAUAAUGGUAACCGAUGGGAUUUAAGACUGGCUGGCAGUUUCUCCUUUUUCUGAAAUGUAAACAUGCAUCAAUUGUGCUUGUUUGAAUCGUCCUCCAUGCUGUCAGAGAUGUUUGAAUUUGGCAACCUUGCCUUUCAGCAUCUCUCCUGGGGUUUUGUGUGUCGACGGGACUUCAGCUUGGUGAAUGGAGAAUGGCGUGGAUUUGUGUGUGCAUGCGUGCCUUUUCGAACACUGACUUUCUCCCUUUACCCUAAAUCUGUUGCUCUGUUGUCUCCUCGGUUCUUCCUGUCUGCAUCAAUGUAUGGUUUGUGAUGUGAUUUAUUGUGCGCCUCUACUGUGGCACCGGGCUUGGUUGCUGCAGCUUCCCUGGGUAGAUUAUUGCUGUGAUCUUGUCAGUGUCAUUCCGGAUUGAAACCAUUUGUGUAGUUUUAAUUUAGACUAUAUUUUUUCAUACCUCAUCCGCAUUAAAAAUAAAACAAUUUUGCAGAUAAAGACUACGUUCACACUACAGGUCUACAGUGUUCCCUCGCUAAAACGCACUUCACCUUUCGCAGAUUCGCUCUUUCGCUGAUUUUUUUUUAAACGUGUAAUUUUGCACUUUUUUUUUUGAACAGCGUAUGAACGUGCAUUCUGUUCUGUGUUCUGUGUUCUGUGCGUUCCAUGUGUUGUAUUGGAGUGAUCGGUGCUCUGCUGUAUGUUGUCUGUUAUAGUAUUUACUACUGCUACCAGUAGAAGGUGGUGUAUACUCAUGUGAGAGUUAAAGACUGUCCAGUUGUCUCAGUAAAUAUCAAGCCACAACAGUCCUGAUUGGCUAAGGGAGAACCCGCCCAUUGUCUUCUGCGUUCUGAUUGGCUGUAGAGCAUUGUCAAUCAAUCUCCUUCAUGCAGGACUGCCUGUUGCCUGUACGAUCGCUAGCUGCAAGCCAUCAUACAUACUGAAUGAAGGCAGAAGUUACACGGCUGUACUGUAGGAUGCCUGGAAUGCUGUAAAUAAAUCUCCGGUUCAUAGAGGACGACGAGGAGCGAUAUGUUUUAACAAGGAUACAAAAACGCGCCAGGACAAGCCACGAUCCUUGUCCACUCUCGUAAGUUGAUCAUUAAAAUUCAAACCAAAUUUUAACUUUAAGAGUGUUUAAACAAGAGAGAAAUGUGAUAAAAUCUUAAUGCCUGUCUGAGCAAGUGUAAAAAGUGUAUGGCGAGGGGGUUUAAAGCCUUAAAACAUAUAUAAUAAUUGCACAAAAAUAUAAUUGGCUCCUUCGCAGAUUUCACUUAUUGCGGGCUAUUUUGGGAACCUAUCCCCCGCGAUAAACGAGGGAAUACUGUAUUACGAUUUUUUUGCUCAUAUUUCACCUGCAUCUGAUUUUUUUUCAUGCCAGGGUGAACGGUACAAUUCUCUUAUUUUGAAAUGUGCCCCAGGCCUCUUUCGUAUGUACAUAUGUACAUGUAAAUGUGCAUCUGAUGCUACUGCAGUCUGAACAAUGAUUCCAUAUAUCCCACACGGCGUGUUCUGCCGUGUGGGAGUUAGGUAAAGGUGCUGACAGAUGUAGGCAAAAGUUGUUGUUGCCAUCCGAAAAUUAUUUCAAAAAUUUGCAAUCGCCUCAAGUUUUGCCCUCUUUCUUUUUAAUUUUGUAUGAAUUGAGACAACGUUGCGCAUGCGUGUCACUCGCAUUCACAUUUCACGCGAAUACAAGUUGCAUAUUUUUGGUCAUGUGAACGACAAAUGAAAAAAUCGGAUUUAAACAAAAAAAAAAUCCAAACUGGGCAUCUUUCCAUUUUAGAAUGUGAUCAUUCACCGCAAGACCUCAAGUUGCUUUUCCAUGCAAAUACGUCCAGUAAAGUUAAGUUUACCGCAAGGAAGUAUGACAGUACAUGAGCAAUUAGGUACUGUAGGUUCCUUCAAAUGUUUUUACACACCGCAGGUAGCGACGCAUUGUUUCUGCACUUGCUCGCUACAAUACAAACAUUUAAAUCUAAGUCAGAUUAAAUAACUGAAGGUUAAAAUAAAAUGCACAAUUUUUACUUGCAAACGUUUACUUUGUAAUAAAAUCUGAGAUAUACUGCACCUCUCACAGUUUUUCUUGAUUGCUUUGACCUGCUUAAAGAAACUGGGAUCCACUCAAUUUUCAUCCUCACUAUCUCAGCAGAGCAGAAGACACCUCUUGCAAAUGUUAACCCUUUGUCAUUGGACUGACACAUUUUCCCCACCCUUUUGCGGAACUGUGAACACGGAUGUCAACGAAGCAGUCCAAACGGCGUUGUAUUAACUGUGCUAACCAAAAAGAAACCAUCUAUUCCUCCCAUUUUAUCAUCUCCCUCAUACGCAUCUUUAAUUAGCGUUAAUUAGAGUUUGCAGGCCUUAAGAGAUGCCACCUCCGUGCUGUUCUUUGCCAGCAUGGGUGGAAGAGGUCUAAGGCAGACAGAUGAGAGUGAGAGUAAGAGAACGGUCCCAGGAAGAGUCCGUGUGCAGAGUGGAGGUGUAGUUGGAAGGGCUCAAGUUUCAGAUGAAACUGUGAUUUUGGUUUACAAGGAUUUACAAGGAUUUAAUUUGUCAGCAAUCAAUAACAUUUGCACCAAAGUGUUUCUGAUUCUGGAUACAAUUCUUUAUAAGAAGUAAAAGGACAACAAAUGGCACUGGCCUGAAAGCCACGUAAGAGGCUACAAUACAGUGCUGUAUUUUGUUGUCCAAUGUUUGGAAGAGCUCAUGCACUUGCUUGCAAGAUGUGUCAUUUGAAGGCCAAAUUUGCUUUUGUUGCAUAUUUUAAAUGUUUUGGCACGGUUGAAAACUAAAUGUGUCGUUUUGCCUAAGAGGGCCACUGUUUAGGCUUGUGUGUUAAAGGGACAGUAGGGUUUUUUUGGACAUGAAGUAGUACGACAUCCCCAUCAGCAGCGUAGUGCAUCAACAGUGACUUACCC